CACCAAACAUUAACCUCAAAACCGAACCGAUACGGAUACACUCACUCACUACUAGCAGAGAAGUUAACUGUGAAACUGUGCUUGCAAGUUAGUAGAUCCUCCUAUGUGAAGUUUUUAUUCGUUUGUAUUUGAUUUAUAGCUACAUAUUCUUAGUUGGUUUGGUAAAUCUUGAGUUAUGGCAUCUUCUAAACGUCCUGAACAUCAAGCUCCUCCGGAUAUAUUUUACAAUGAAACUGAAGCUCAAAAGUACACGCAGAACACAAGAAUAAUGAAAAUCCAAGAAGAAAUGAGUGAACGUGCUGUAGAGCUAUUGUGUUUACCCGAGGAUCAAAGUUGCUUGAUAUUAGAUAUCGGUUGUGGAUCAGGAUUAAGCGGAUCAGUGCUGGAGGAUCAGGGGCAUAUGUGGAUUGGGGUUGAUAUAUCUAAAUCAAUGCUAGCUGUUGCUCAGGACCGUGAAAUGGAGGGUGAUUUUAUCCUUGGUGAUAUGGGUCAUGGGAUGCCAUUUAAAGCUGGGUGUUUCGAUGGAGCUAUCAGUAUCAGUGCCCUACAAUGGCUUUGUAAUGCUGACCAUGCACAACACAAGCCAUCGAAAAGACUUUAUAAGUUUUUCUCUACCUUAUAUGCCUCCCUGAGUCGUACGGCAAGAGCCAUUUUCCAGUUUUACCCUGAAAAUUCACAACAAAUCGAGCUUGUUACAGCAGAAGCUAUGAAGGCUGGUUUUUUUGGUGGCCUAAUAGUAGAUUAUCCAAACUCAACCAAAGCAAAAAAGUUCUUUUUGGUUUUAAUGACUGGAGGAGCAGCUCCGCUUCCAAAAGCUCUUGGGACAGGCCCAUCAGAUGAUACUAUCUCCUUUACCAAUAAAAGAGAAAGGUUUGAGAAGAUUAAAGGAAAGUCUUUGAAGAAAUCCCGCAACUGGAUUCUUGAAAAGAAAGAACGGAGAAGAAGGCAAGGAAAAACUACAAGACAGGACUCCAAAUAUAGUGGAAGAAAAAGAAGUAGCAAAUUUUAGUUAAGUGCAACCGAUCGGGUCAUAGAAGCACCCGUCAAAUAAACUGACAGAAAUUUUUUACUUCAACGGCCAGAAAAUAGACAUUCAAGUUGAAUCCUGUGGAAGGUCAUUCACCUGUGACCAUAUGACUCAUCCCCCUGAGACCACCCGGACCAUCCUGCGGACGAGCCAACAAAGCCCAACUAGAGGGAGUAUACUAUAAUAGCCAAUACCUGAGAUGAAAAUGGAUUUAUAUCCAAUAGUCAGUACGGUAUAUUAUUUUGGUUCUAAUAGAACUUACCUAGAAGAUAAAAUUUGUGAAUGUUCAAUAGAAUGAUUAAUCACUUUUGAUUAAACUUGACAUCACAUAUCAUUGCCGAGGUGGUGUGGCUCUGUUAUUGGUUGGAGCAAUACUUAAUUGGCAAAUGUUCUUCACUCAGCACAUUGAUUUACAAAGCACCCGGCCAUUAUCUUACUCAUUCAAGCACGUUAGAGUGUUAAUCAAGACUGUUUGAAACUAAAUAAAAAUAAAAAUCUCUUUUAUUACCUAUUUGAAAAUGAAUGACGAGAUGAUAUUUAAGGAAUAACUAAUCUGUAACAUUAAUGAUGAGAGUUACAUACUUUUAAUAAGAAAUAUUUUUCAAAAUCAAUUAUUUGUUCACAUGGCAGAUAUUCACCUCUAUAUUAUACCCGGGUGCAUAUUUUAAGCUGAAAAUAAAUGAAGGGUGAGUGUAGUAAUAUUUUAAUAUAAAAUUAAUAAAUAUAUAAAUUUUAUUUCAUAUAUAAACAUUAGAACAAUUAACAGGUUGUAAAACAGUCAAAAAACUUGUAAAUAAAACAAUAAAUCAAUAAUAAUGUAAAGAUACAAAUAACAAACUAACAGAAAGGUAAAAAAAUGAAAUAAAGCCUCCUCUAAUACAAGGGUGUGUGGCAACAUGGCACCGCCAUGGAACUGAGUUAAUAGCUAACACCAUGCAAUAAACUGAAAAAUAUUACCUUUUUAUGGACUCUUUUGGAAUGUUAAGCCUACAUAAAGAAAUGGGACUGUUCAAAUUUAUGGUACAAUAGUAAACUUUACUAAACAAUUAUCAAAUCA
Messenger RNA from Macrosteles quadrilineatus (aster leafhopper), 2084 nucleotides. RefSeq names its product probable 18S rRNA (guanine-N(7))-methyltransferase. NCBI's taxonomy places the organism in Eukaryota, Metazoa, Arthropoda, Insecta, Hemiptera, Cicadellidae. Gene Ontology annotation, biological process: rRNA (guanine-N7)-methylation. Gene Ontology annotation, cellular component: nucleolus. The record is from RefSeq and is a predicted model, not a curated record. Gene Ontology annotation, molecular function: rRNA (guanine) methyltransferase activity. The coding region runs from base 176 to 1009 and encodes 277 amino acids. The transcript has 2 exons.